CAGCUGCUCUGCGAAUGCCCUCCUGCUCUUAUCCUCUUUACUGCUCUGAUCCAUUGAUUCCUUGGGUCUUAUCAUGAUCACGGUAUUAAAAGUGAAUGAAUCUUUGCCCAAACUUUUCCAAAUUUUGCAAAUGCUAGACAUUAAAUUUGAAUAUGACGAGUCCCAUGUCCGCGGCAACAGCUCGAUAUUCCGACCGAGUCGGAGUCAAUUACUAAAUUUUCCUGGCCGUCGUGGUACACCGUAACAAACACUACCAAUAACAAUAUGAUCGAACACGCAACACAAGAAGAUUUCCGAAGUCCUGCUGCUCCCGCUGACACGGGCGCGUCACCCCGUAGCUCUCCAUCCCGAAGUUCGAAUCAUGGUGUAGCAGACUUUCCGCGGAGUCCAGACAGUAAGAAACGCUUUGCAUCGGCAUGCCAAUUCUGGGAGAGACGCUCUUCACCAACUCCAGUAGAGCAAUCUUCUGCGGAAGGUGGCUCUUUAUCGAACACAUCUUCGAACAAAGGAGCGCUGUUUUUGGAAGGGCUAGAGGACGAUGCGAUAAUUGUCACGCGAAGAGGAGGAGCAGAAGGCAGAGCUGAAGCAGAAUCUUGGCAUAGAAAAACUCGGACGACAAGAACAUCCUGCAGUCUCGAGCAACGUGCUUCUGGACUCGAGGAGUUACGAACAUUUGCGGAGAGACUUGGCUGGGGCAAAGGAUUCACGUUGGAAAGACUCGAGAAUGAUGUCAGGAGUGUUGAUGAACUACGCUCUAGUGAAAUCGGCAGCACUUCCGCUGCAGACGACGCUAUUGCCGUGCCGACUCUGCUCAUUCACUUGUUGCUUCUUUCACGUCUUUAUCGAGAGAGGGGGAAAAUGCUGACUACAUCUGGAACCACCCACGAGCACAACAAGACAAGAAAAGACUUCUAUCUUCCGUCCCCAGAGAAUCUUUCGCUCUCUAGUGCGUUCUCAAACCUGGAUUGGCGACAACACUGGACGAGAGACGAUCCUCUGUCGUCGCUGCUAGCAACGUUUGCAGGAAGCAGUGGCGGGGACAGAAGCGUCGAUGUUUUGAUGCGUGAGUUGAUCCUGCCGGCUCUACCACGUGUGCGCGAGAUGCUGCAGGAGGAUUGUUAUACACCUUCUGCGAGCAACGCCAACGAAAAUAGUGACAAGAACAUCAAGCUAGAAGCAAGUGAUCGUGAUGUUUUGCCAUGUUCCCAGACCAUGUUGUUGCCACUGGAGAAGGCGCCGUCUGACCUCGACGCAACCCUCAUAACAACACGACCGCGUCCGGCAGCGGCUUUUUACUACGACGAGCCGGGGAUUGGGAGUAAUGCUGAAGAUGGAAUACCCCAAUCGUCCGAACCAGAGGAUCUAUCAGAAACUACACUCAACUUCACACGACUAACAUCAAUGUCCUCAUCGAAGGACGGUCCACCACUGGAUGCAGACUCGGACCCAGUACAACCAGUAGUAGAUCUUCCAUCAGACUCACUGAUGCUCUCAAGUGCUCUCCGGUUUCCAGAGUUGCCGCUUCCUCCUCUAGAUUCGGAAGAGGAGAGCGUCAUGUCAAAUAGGUUGAAGGCUUUGAUCUCACCAGUCAGGCCGCUUGAUAGUAGACUAAGAGCAGGUGCUCACUUAAGGGUAGGUUAAAGGUGCUUUUCUUACCGCUUUUUAUGCCUCUCUUAAUGUGGGAGAAAGGCAUAACAAGCGGGGUAAGCGAGCACCAAAAGCCUACCUCUAACUCACGCUCCAACAUUCAGCACGACUGCACCUCUCUUGUCACCCGCAACUAUGAACCUGUACUACUACGGAGAAGACAACGACGGUAGGAACGACUUGUCUUCUGGUGCAAGUGCUGCGAGUAGUACUAGAGACUUCCACACAGCUGGUAGCCAGCAUAGAGCAAGUAAUGCAGCCGUUAAUUUCGCAGUUCCCAGAGCGUGGUCGACCACCAGCAGUACUAGAAACUUUUACACGACUAGCAGUAGUAGAACCACUGAACAACUACAACAAGCUCAAGCUGCGCAGCUUGAAAGGAGAUCUUCACAGAAUAAAAGCGUUUUGGUUUGUUCCGUGGAUUCCACGUUGCAAAGCGGUGCGAAACCUUUUCCUCUCUAUGACUAUUUGUCUAACAGCAGUGGGGGUGAACACCUCCAUAAAGAACAAGAGCAAAAAGUAGAACGAGUAGACAGUGGGAGAAGUAGUAGUAGUAGAGACGGCAAGGCGGGUUCAUCUACGAGGAGUACAACUCAAGAACCUCCACAAUCAGCAACUAUGGCUAUGCAAUCCGAGCGUGACACACCCCGACCAGAACCUUUGCCUCCACGCUUUCCCAGAUUGUCAGCGUUGGCUGACGAAUUCACGCAUCCGCACGACGAUGAUGCGCAUGACUUCGAAGUCGAGAAGCUACUCGAACGAGUGAGUCCUCCACCACCAGAUGUUCUUGCCCCGCCACCACCUGGGUUCGGGAAGAGAACUGGUGGUUCGUCCUCGUCAUCUUUAGUUGUGAAGAAACAGAUUGGAACAUCGAAUGUUGAGGACAUCAAAAAUUUCAUUGACGCCUCUUCUAGUAAUAAAAGUUUUCACAAGGGAGUCUCGUCAGUUGUAGUACUGGAUCGCAUUCGCCAGCAUGGUCGUAGCCCGAACAGGCCUACAACGUCACGAUGGUUGCAGCGAGAUAGUAUGGCAACGAUGGGUGCUGGUACAGCGACGCCUGGAGGUGUGUCUUCUACUCUUAAUGAUCUGAAUACCAUCAUCUCUGGUGCAUCCUUGAGCACCGCUGUCGCCACAACAAGAACAGCAGCAGAGGAGACCGCAACAGAAGCAUCGACUAGUACACUAGACUCUUUUAUUCCGACCACGUCUUUUGUGCCUCCUGCUUCGACCACUACAUCUCCGAAUGCCGCGAGACGUGCCAGUGCUUCUACACGGUGGAGUUCUCAGAUUGGCUCUAUAUUACAACAAGGAAUCGGAAUGACACGACCUGUAGGAAGUUCUGGCAGCACUCCAAAGCAAGAAGAGGAAGUCGCAAGUUCUAGUUGUACUCCACCCAAGCAGGUGAAAGUCGAAGAUGCCACUGCGACUACAAUUAAGGCUACCGCUGAACCAUCCUCAACGUCAUGCUUGGCCCAUUUUUCAAGGAGAAAACGGGACCACGGAGGUUCUCGGGGAUGCGAGCGCGGUAGCUCUACUACAAAGCAAGAGGAAGUCGCAAGUUCUAGUAGUACUCCACCCAAGCAGGUGAAAGUCGAAGAUGCCACUGCGACUACAACGACACCGGUGGAAUUAUUAAGGCUCAACCUUCAUUGGUCAUUGGGGUUGGUCACUGAGAUCGAAGAGGGCCCACCCUUGGAGAACAGGGGAAAACAAGUAGAGGGGUACUAUGGGGCCCUUCCCGUUCAGAAUCAGUGGCCACUGAGAGUCGACCUUCUCCAAAGGACGAAGUAGCACCACAAGACCAAGAGCCCGUCCGCCGAUGGCACACGCGGCAUGCUAGAGGCGCGAAUAAAGAUCCUGACUGCUCUGACCGCGAAAAUUCUUCCUCGAAUCCACCUGAAGAAACAGACUCUUCGAAGGUCGUGAUACACAAAGCUGAGGCUGCAGUCCAAAACCUGUUGGACAAGUACACUGGCUACUUCGUUGAAAAAACAGGAGAAGCUCUUGUCUUGGAGGAGAGAGAGGACAAGCAGAUGCCGAGUGGUGAAGCGGAUGUGGAGGUAGGCGCAGAAAGCGGCGACGACGAGGACGACGGCGCUCGUGAAACAAGAAAAGAAGAUGGAGAGAUGCACGUUAAAAGUGAAGAAGAACGAAAAGGACUACGCGAAAAUAUAGAAGAAGUGGAAGACCAGAUGCAGAAGUCCUCUGGAGAUAAACAGCAAGAGCAAGACAUGGCUGAGCAGGAGCUGAAGCACUCUGGCGCUGACUCAAUAAAUGGUGAAGAUCGGCAUCGCGAACAACAACCAGAAUCGGCCAACAAUAGCAUCACCCAAGAAGUUUAUCAAGACGAAAGACAUGAAGAUGCGAAUCAUGCGUCGGCACCCCAACAAGACGAAGACCAAGACGUACGUGUGGACCUAGAAGAUGCAUCACAAACACCAGCAGCCUCUACUAACCUUUUUUCAGGUUUUGAAAAGCACGACGAUCACGAAGAACCACAAACGCCACCAGAGCCCGAGAUCGAGGCAGGCAUAGAUCAUCUCCAAGUACACAGGACCCAUAGUGGUGUAGAUGAGUCGACGGAGAGCGUGGGAGUAGAUAUUCAGAAGAUGACGCUAGAUCAAAAUGAGAAAGUUUCCAUUUUAGUUGUUACAGGGGGCUCAGGCACCUCUACUCUCGAACAACACACUCCUGCUCCUGUCGGAGUGUCCACCUCUACACCUGCAGUGCCAGUAGGUCAACAAGAACCAAUAAACCCUGAAGACUGUACAGUUGUGCCUCCACCACUACCUCGAUGCCUCCCUGAACGAAAUACGCACAAUUUUGGCACUUCUGUAAACAUCCCUGACGAAUUCCAAGCUGUGGAGUUGCAAAUCGUAGAUUCUGAUAACAACAGUGACAGAACUUUGGACCUCUCAUCGUCUCUAGUUGAGUCGUCUGCUUCCUCAAAAGGCACAUCAAGAACGUCUUCUUCUGCCUAUCAUGCCAUUGACUCUGAUAACAGCGAACGAGCCGUAGCAGCUGCAGCAUGCUGUACUAGUUCUAUGUUGUGUGGUUCUUCAAAAGGCGAACACGUUGAGCGCGAAAGUCGCGGUAGCCAGCAGCGUGGAAGCACGACAACCAAGUCCAACUCUAAGACUAGGAGCAGGAAGAGAAAAGUCCCGGCGGCACCUCCUGCAACAAGAAAUGCGUCAGUCGUACGAGUAGAUCAAGGAGAAAGGAAACGGCCGAGACCAGAUCACAACAAAAUUCAAGAUAGCCUUGCAGCAGAAGAGCCCAGACGCCGUGGUCCGCAACCCUCAGCUGUGACUGUAGACACUGAUACUCCAGCCGAGGAACCAGAUGAAAAAACUCAUCCCAAAGCCAAGCCGUCUAGUGCAAGCAAAGCAACAUCGUCUGUCCUCUCUCCUCCAGCAAGAAAAAUGAAACCAAUGACCGACACAUCUACAUCCACCAGUAACAAGAAAGUAGUGGUCGCUAACGUUACGGAACCAGAGAAAAACGCAAGAGCUUCUUCAUCAUCAUCUGCGGCCGCACCUCCCGCCGCACUUGUCCUUACGGAAAAGCGACGCGUGGUUGGUGCGAAAUCUCUCACUAGUGGCAGUGAAGGAGAGGCAGUGCCGCCACCGCUUUACAGCAGUGUCGCGAGCCCUAUAACAACGUCAGGGAACAAUGAGGGUGCUGAGGUACUUGGCGAGUCUGAAACGCCUCUACCUCUCCAACUACAAGCUCAACUCCCGCAAAAGCAAGCACAGUUGUCACCGGCAGAGUAUCAACAAGCAACUGAUCAAGAUCUGACUGCUUCGUCUUUAUCUCCAGUCCCUCGUCCUAUCACCACCAUCAAAACUGUGGGUACUUCAAAGACAACGACUAUCCAUCAACGAGUAGCUGACACUUCAGUCACAUCUUCUUCCUACAGUAAGACAACUUCUGGCAUAACAACCAAGAUGGACCUCCUUUUCGCAAAGAAUUGUGCUGCUGGACAGAAUAGGCUAACGCGCAUUCGCGAAAGGGCAGAACGGGGUGUAGUUCAGCGUGGGGAAGAGCUUCGAGGACGCAUGAGUCCACUCAACGGUCGGUCGCUCACUCCAAAGCACGCUAGUAGAGCACUUAGAGGACACCUUGCUCCUGAAGAAACAUCAACAUCAUCGUCUUCUUCUUCUGAAGCUCCUGUGGACAACAAGAGUGGAGACGGCAGAAAUGAUGAAGAAACGAAUGUUUCCUUCACUUCUUCCAAAAAGCAAAACACGACGAAUCACGCUCAGGCAAAGGCAGAGACAAAGAAGGGGAGUAGAGGACCUAAUACAAGCACACUCCAGACCACGACCACUUCAUCCAUCUCUCCUGUUCUCCAGAAGAAAGCCCGCCUUUCUCCAGUCGUGUUACCUGCUGCGUUACCCCUCACGAAGAACCUGACCAAGUCUCCAAGUGUCCCUAACACAGCGACAGCCUUGGUGCCAUCCCCGGGCACAGCCGCACCACGUCCGCGACCCCCUCAAUCUCCAACACCGAUUACAACUGCUUCAUCAUCUAGUGGGAUGGCACCUGCACCACCACCACCAGUUGUACCUGUAGUACCUAGUAGAAGUGCCACUCCUACUAGUACAACAUCCUCCUUCGAACGUCGAGACAAACUACGUGCCGCUCGGGAAGAACGGUACAAACAGAGGAUGGAGAACUUUCGUAGUCGGAGCAAACAGGCACUGCAGACGUUGCAAGAGACUGUAGAAAGGAACGCAAGUACAAGUCCACCCGCAUCUCCACCUCUAGCUCUAGAGUCGCGGAUUGCAGGACAAUCACGGAUUGCAGCUAGAGGUGCCAAGGAUUCUAAGGCCUCAGUGUCGCCAUCAGGUCGUCGAGGGGUGAGAAACAAGUUAUUGACAAAUGGAACGGCUGGAUUCAAGGUUGAUGAUUGAGUCUCAAGGGCUGUCUUUUUCAAGAAAAAA
Molecule: messenger RNA, 6593 nt
Organism: Amoebophrya sp. A25
Lineage: Eukaryota; Dinophyceae; Syndiniales; Amoebophryaceae
Source: the annotation of a GenBank genome assembly